Molecule: messenger RNA, 1187 nt
Organism: Tricharina praecox
Lineage: Eukaryota; Fungi; Ascomycota; Pezizomycetes; Pezizales; Pyronemataceae
Exons: 1
Coding region: 138-830 (230 amino acids)
Source: RefSeq, a predicted model, not a curated record
UGCGCUUGGCUGUGGCUGUGGCUGGCGAGGCGGCGCGGGCACGAGGUGAUGGUUGAGAUACAGCUUCUUCUUCUUCUUGCGCCUGCACAUCCGCCUGAGCCUGCGCACCGGCAUUCUGCGCCAGCCAGCAUUUCUCCAUGCAAGUGACCAUGGCGGCUUUCGCACCGAUCUUUUUGAAGCCGAACUUUGCCAGCUCGGAGCGGAGGCGGGUGGUAAGGUAUGAGUUGAAGUCGGGCAUUCCUGGGUGUUCUUCUGGAGGAGGGCAUUCCGGGGCCGCGGGUGGUGGGGAGGCCGCUUUUCGCGGUUUUUUGGUUGCGGGGGCUUUGGAUACGGCGGUUUUGACGGCGGCGGCUUUUGUGGCUUUCACGGUUUUCGCGGCUUUCACGGCUUUGACGGCUUUCGCUCGAGUGGCUUUCGUGGGGGUGGGGGUGCGGCGCGCGCCCGCGGCCGGAGCGGAAGAUGUGCUGAAGCUGCGUGUUUGGGUUCGCACCGGCGACGGCGGACUGAUGGGAAGAGUGGGUGACAAUAGCGGCUCCGAUAUGGAUUUGGUAACGCUGCGCCAAGCGCGAUCGGUGAGAGAAUCCAGCCCUACUGAUGAUGCGAUAGAGUGUGUCGGAGAGAGUGAUCGUCGUGGUGAGGUUGGCCCUCGUGAUAACAGUGGUGACAAGGACGACAAUGGCCGUACGGGUGACAAUGGUGAUGAAGGCGAUAUCGAACGUAGCCUUUCCGUCGUCUUCGGUAUCGGCACGGGUGAAGACGACAGUGUUAGAUCAAUCGUCACAUAUUUUGGCUGGGAAGGAACCACAGGUUCGGCAUGUUCAUGUUCUUGAUCCAGUUUCCUGGCCUCAUCAGUGGCCGGGGGUGAGGCGCUCGGCGUCGUCCUGCGGGAGCCUUGUAUGUGUCCAAAAUUAAGGUCCUCAUUCCUCAGCAAUCCUCCGGCCUGAUCUCUUUUAGCGGCGUUCCACAGGCCACCACCGUAGCUUGCGCCCACUAUCGUCGGAUCGAAUGAAGGAAUAUCGCGCAUGGUAUCCGCUGAAUUUUCUGGUAAUGGCGACAAUGGGUAUGCAUCGUCAGCCCCAAUUUGUUCGUUCUCCAGCUGCGAACAUGUUCCAAAGACGAAGCCUUGGCUGUCGAUUCGUUGUCUAGCACUCGUCGGGCUCAGUAGGUUGGCAGUUUCGGGUUCGUCC